AAACACACACACACACACACUCGGCGCUGGGCAGACGCAGUGAACGGCUCCGCUGGCUGUGUGUUAGAGACACGGAGCGACUCAUUGCAUUUCUUUUGACUGUGUGUGUGUGUUGGUGAUGUAAUUGUUUAACUCCAGCAGGUCAUAACAGGGCGAUUUGUCCGUUAAUCACCAUAUGAGAUCCGUCAGCGGGACACCAGACACAGAGACGCUCGAGAAACCGUGAGUCUGACUCCGAUCUCCUCAUUGAACUCUGCUGAAGUGUUUGUUUGACUCUGUUUAAUUGUCUUUUCAGGUUUGGCGAUGUGGCUGCGCGUUCUGUUGGCGUGUUUGCUGCUUGAGUUCUGCGGCGCGGCUCCUCACGCUCACAUCAACCGCCUCGCACUCUUCCCUGACAAGAGUGCCUGGUGUGAAGCCAAAAACAUCACGCAGAUCGUCGGACACACGGGCUGCACGCCACGAUCCAUCCAAAACAGGGCCUGUCUGGGUCAGUGUUUCAGCUACAGUGUGCCCAACACCUUCCCACAAUCCACCGAGUCUCUGGUCCAUUGUGACUCCUGCAUGCCAGCGCAGACACAGUGGGAGGUGGUGACUCUGGACUGUGCCGGCAGCGAUGAAGCCCCGCGUGUGGAUAAGCUAGUGGAGCGCAUCCUUCACUGCAGCUGCCAGUCGUGCAGUAAAGAGAGCAGCCAGGAGGGGGCGCUGCUGCAGCUGUACCCUUCAGAGGGAGCGCUGGAGACGCCGUCGCUGCCAGACGCUACACACACGCAGCACGCUCACAUGCACGCCCACGCGCAUUCUGACAUACACACGCCUGAGGCGGGGUGAUGCGCGCGCAUACUUACACUUUCUUACACUGUCUCUCUCUCUGUCUGUCUAAAGCACUUUUUCACAUAGAGAUCACAACACUAAUCAACACUUUAUCACGGUCACUGAAGCUUCAGUCAGCUCUGUGAAUAAAUGCGCACACACUCACAAACUCAACUAUAUAUUACUGAUGCAUUCACUCACGUCCAGAUCUAUAGGCCUAUAUCUGUAAUGUAGCCUACUGGAACACGUACAGUCAGACUGUGUGUCACAUAUAUAAUAUUGUUUAAUCACAAUAAAAUGUGAAAUCACCUUUA
Messenger RNA from Carassius auratus (goldfish), 1124 nucleotides. It is a transcript of the gene nbl1, whose product is annotated as NBL1, DAN family BMP antagonist. The transcript is spliced from 4 exons. The record is from RefSeq and is a predicted model, not a curated record. NCBI's taxonomy places the organism in Eukaryota, Metazoa, Chordata, Actinopteri, Cypriniformes, Cyprinidae. Bases 304 to 828 code for a protein of 174 amino acids. Gene Ontology annotation, biological process: animal organ morphogenesis. Gene Ontology annotation, molecular function: receptor ligand activity; BMP binding.